AUGACCAAGAGACCUCAACAAGUUCUAGACCAAAACCAAAAAGAGAUUAUCCAUUUAUACAAGUUCAUAGGCAGAAAAUGCGACAAAGCAAGCACAUUCCUUUGUUUGAGAACUCUAUGUGAACUAUACAGCCAACGGCCUCAUAAGCCAUUGCAAUCCGUGGAUGUUCUAUUCAAUCAAUCUUAUCGUGGCUUAUUCAAUCAUGCAAAUCUAUCAUGUUUGAGUGUAAAAUGCAGACUCCAAGUCAUUUAUUUUCUCCGAAUUCCAAUUCAUCCACAAUUUUUUGAUCGAGUGAAAUAUGAUUUUGAGUUGCUUUUGGAUGUAACUGGACGCAUACGCUAUGGCAAAGAGAAAAACAGACAAUUCGUUCUAGGAUCGCAAGACUUUACUCGACCAUUACUGGAGUACGUGUACCAACAUGACCUCCUGCAUUUUAUGGCAGAGUUCUGUCAAGAUCAGAAUCAGCCAGUCUCGGAUAAGGAACUAGCGGAAAACUAUGUUAAGAACAAUAAAUGUGUUCUACCAAUAAGCGAGCUGAUUAAACAAAUAAAUAUCGUCAAACCGGCAAUCCAAAAAGAGCAGAAUUAUCAUUAUCUCACUAUAAUAAAAAUCUUAUUUAUGAUUCAAUACCCUGUGAAUGAUUAUUACGAGAAGAAGUACAUAACUGCAACAACAUCAUUCAAGACCACUUCAUCUCUUUUUUCAGAAUAA
Messenger RNA from Caenorhabditis remanei, 711 nucleotides. RefSeq lists its product as uncharacterized. The record is from RefSeq and is a predicted model, not a curated record. Lineage: Eukaryota; Metazoa; Nematoda; Chromadorea; Rhabditida; Rhabditidae. The transcript is spliced from 4 exons. The coding region runs from base 1 to 711 and encodes 236 amino acids.